AUGGGGCCCAGUCACCGUUACGAUCUCGUCAAAAACCAUGACGAAUCCGAUAUCAAGGACGAGAAGGACGAGCCUCAGCUGCCCACACCACCCACAUCGGUAACCUGGUGGAAGAUUCUGCUCGGCGUCUUCUGUCUCUUGGCUAGUGCCGGUAUCGGUGCGACACUCGCACUCGUGCUUCGUCCCUUGCCCCAGCAGUCGAGCAGCCCUGCUGCCACCGGCACAGCAGCGCCCGCGAUUAUCAGUGCCUCGAGCGCCAUCGCCAGCUCCAGCAGCACCUCACGCGUCGACCUCCCCCUCCCCACGCGCCCCGUCGACUCGGUGGAGGACAAAGUGGAAGACGCCGACGGUUUGGACGGCGAGAUUCUCGACUGCGGAUACAGUCCCGAAGAGGCGCGCGCCAAGGGCUGCGUGUACGACGUGAUGAUGCAAGACUGGGUGCCGGAGCCGUGCUACGACGCCGUGCUAACGGAGCGCUACCUCGCACAGGGCAACUGGACGUGGUACGCCGACGCCGAGGGCAAGGUGGUGCUGACGGACGAGGAGAUGCGCAAGGGCGAGCACGGCGCCGCCUGGAUGUCGUCUAGCUACCACCAGGCCCACUGCAUCUUCUCGUGGGACAAGACGGUGCGCGCCCUGCGCAACAACCGGCCCAUCAGCCAGGAACUCCUGUCCUACGACCACGUCCUGCACUGCAGCCACCAGACCCUCAACGGUGCCGAGGUCGACGAGAGCAUCGGCGUGCGGGCGCCCACCAACUACGCCAAAUGUGCGCUGUACGAUACGUGGAAGUACAACUGGAUCCCCGACAGGCAUUCUUCCACGACAGAUUGA
Messenger RNA from Fonsecaea erecta, 834 nucleotides. RefSeq lists its product as hypothetical. Lineage: Eukaryota; Fungi; Ascomycota; Eurotiomycetes; Chaetothyriales; Herpotrichiellaceae. The transcript has a single exon. Bases 1 to 834 code for a protein of 277 amino acids. The record is from RefSeq and is a predicted model, not a curated record.